Molecule: messenger RNA, 6885 nt
Organism: Vespa mandarinia (Asian giant hornet)
Lineage: Eukaryota; Metazoa; Arthropoda; Insecta; Hymenoptera; Vespidae
Gene: Asap
Product: ArfGAP domain of ASAP
Biological process (GO): positive regulation of GTPase activity
Cellular component (GO): cytoplasm
Molecular function (GO): protein binding; GTPase activator activity
Source: RefSeq, a predicted model, not a curated record
UGCCGCCUCAGUGAAACUUCGUUCGUCGUCGUAAGCGCCUCGUAUUGGCACGGUGGCGUACGAAGCGAAGCUUCGGCAAAGUGUCCGUAAGAACGUUAACGAUUGCCGAACGGAGCAGUCGCGUUCGCGCGUACCUAAUAUACGCGCGUUGGGAUUACGUUCUGUUGUUGUCAAAAAGAAAGAAAGGCAGGAGAAGGAAAGACGAGAGAUAUGUAUUCUCCCGUCAUUUAUCGUCGUAGGAAGUUCGACAGCGGGAAGAUGUCGUCGGGUAGAUAAUUGUUGUCCGAGAGCAGCCUACGGGCGAGUCUCUUGAAGGCUUCAGAAGGAAACGAAAUAAAGAAAAGGAGAGAGAGAGAGAGAGAGAGAGAGAGAAAGAGAGAAACUUGGCACUACGUUCAAAAAUACAUACAUACACACAUAUGUAUAUAUAUGAUAGAGAAAAAGAGAGAGAGAGAUAUAUAGGUAGAGAAAAAGAGAGAGAGAUAUAUAGAUAGAGAGUAUACACGAGCAUAUAUAUUAUAUCGUAUUUUGCAUCCUUCUCUUUCUCUCUCUUGCGGGAUUUGUCCCUCCUCUAUCGCCAACGUCGACACACCGUCAGAACGUUUAUCAUCAUUCGUCGUCGUUGUAAUCGUCAAUGUUUUCUAACCGUAAUCACGGAAACGGUGGUGGUAAUUAAAAAGGAGAAGAAGAAGAAGAAAAGGGAGAAAUAGAAAAAGAUUGGAAGGAAAAGGUGACAGUGCCAACGUCGUUGGAAUUUAUGGUGCGCCUGCGAGAGAGAAAGACUGUAAAGUGAAAGAAAGAUAUAUAUAUAUAUAUAUAUAGAGGAGAGAGAGAGAGAGAGAGAGAGAGAGAGAGAGAGAGAGACAGAGGUAACGCGAGCUACGAGAGAGAUUAUUGGAGAUAGAAAGAGAGAGAGAGAGAGAGAGAGGGAUAUAUCGGUGACGGGUGUGUGUGCGCGAGAAACGAGACAUACGGUGCUAGAGAAGGCACGAAGAAGAAAUCUAUCGGUACUCUUGUGCUUUAGUAAACGUCGUUUCGAUCGUCGUAGUUGGUUGAUGGUAGUGGUUGUGCGGUGACAGUUCUCCCGUUGUCCCGUUCAAAAAAAAGUGUUCUCAUGUGUAUGUCAUCUCCGUUAAGGCUUAAGAAAGAUAGAAUAUAAGAGAAAGAAUCAACAAUAACAAUAACAAUAACAAUAACAAAAAGAAGAGGAGAAAAGAAAAAAUGCCGGGCCUAAUCGCGGUGAGCGAGUUCGUCGAGGAAACGAGGGAGGAUUAUAACUCGCCCACUACGUCGACCUUCGUUUCUCGAAUGCCACAAUGCAGGCAGACCAUCACAUCCCUCGAAGAGACUCUGGACUUCGACAGAGACGGUCUUACCAAACUAAAGAAGGCCAUCAAGGCAAUUCACAAUUCUGGAAACGCCCACGUCGAUAACGAAGUUUAUCUCGGGAGAGCCCUUGAGAGACUCGGCGAUGCUGCCCUUAAGGAACAAGAGCCCGACAUAGGAGCAGCAUUCCUUAAAUUCGCAGUUGUCACCAAGGAAUUGAGCGCCCUUAUGAAGACUCUGAUGCAAAACAUCAAUAACAUCGUAAUGUUUCCGUUGGAUUCGGUACUGAAAGGAGAUUUGAGAGGUGUGAAGGGCGAUCUCAAAAGACCAUUCGAAAAGGCGUGGAAGGACUACGAGGCAAAGUAUGCGAAAAUCGAGAAGGAGAAAAAGCAACAUGCCAAGGAGGCCGGCCUUAUUCGUACGGAGGUUACACCGGCCGAGAUUGCCGAUGAAAUGGAGAAGGAGAGGCGAUUAUUUCAAUUGCAAAUGUGCGAGUAUCUCAUAAAGGUGAAUGAAAUCAAGACAAAGAAAGGUAUCGAACUGUUGCAGCAUCUAGUCGAAUAUUAUCAUGCUCAGACCAACUAUUUUCAAGAUGGCCUAAAGACCAUAGAACAUUUUGGUUCUUAUGUGGCCGAUCUGAGUAUUAAGCUGCAAAAGAUUCGACAAACUCAGGAUGAAGAACGAAGACGUUUGACAGAGUUAAGGAGUUUACUUAGGAGUUCAGGUUGUGAUAAAGAGCUAAAUGUAAAUGCAAGCGCAGGAUAUUCCUUGCACCAACUUCAAGGUGAUAAACAACAUGGUGUAACACGUUCUGGACAUUUGUUGAAAAAAAGUGAAGGAAAGAUGAGGAGGGUUUGGCAAAAAAGAAGAUGUGCCGUACAAGCCGAAGGUUAUUUGGAUAUCUGUCAUGCGGAUGAGAAUAAACCACCUACAAGAGUGAAUUUACUUACGUGCCAAAUAAAGCUGGUACCGGAUGAUAAAAGAGGCUUUGAUCUUAUAAGUUAUAAUCGUACGUACCAUUUUCAAGCGGAAGAUGAAGCAGAUCAACGUGCUUGGAUGUCGGUAUUGGUAAAUUGUAAAGAAAGAGCUUUGCUACGUGCAUUCGAUGCUAGUGGGAAAGCUGAAGCUGGCCAAGGAAAUCCUAGUUUAGUCGAAUUACAACAGGCAGUUAUACGAUGCGUUAUGCGAUUACCUGGAAACGAACAAUGUUGUGACUGUUCCUCUCAAAAUGAUGCUACCUGGUUAUCUACAAAUUUUGGUAUAAUCGUAUGUAUAGAAUGUAGUGGUAUUCAUCGAGAUUUAGGGGUGCAUAUAUCAAGGAUACAGUCUUUAACUUUAGACAAUGUGGGAACCGCCCAAUUAUUAUUAGCACGGCAUAUGACUAAUCAAGCAUUUAAUGAAGUGAUGGAAGCUACAUUACAUCAUAAUCUUAAACCAACGCCUACGUCAACGAUGGAAGAACGGUAUGAAUUUAUAAGAGCCAAGUAUGUUGAUAAAAAAUACGUCAUGAAUACUUGUGCGGAUGAACGAGAUCUCUUAUCAGAUUUAGAACAUGCAGUUAAUAAUCGUGAUCUACAACAACUCUUACAAGUUUAUGCUGAGAAUGUCGAUCUAGCAGCACCUUUGCCCACCUCUGAUAUAGGUGAGACUGCUUUACAUUUGGCAAUCUUACGAGAGAUGGGCAACAGUCUACAAAUUGUUGAUUUUCUUAUACAAAAUAUGCCAACUGGUGGUAUUGAUAGGACAACGGUUGACGGUGAAACGGCGUUACAUCUUUCAGCGAGGCACGAUAGAUCGGAAGCUAUGAAAUUACUUUUACGAGCUGGUGCCGACCCAAGUUAUAGAAAUAAACAGGAUAAAACUCCGUUGGACAUUGCUCAAGAAAUGGGACAUCAUACUUGUAAAGAAUUACUUAGUCAUGCUUUACAAAGACAGAAGACAUUAUUCGAUAACGUUAACAUCGAUUGGAAUCUAUCUCAUGACGAAGGUUCAACGGACUUUUCUGAUGACGAAACGAUCAUUGAAGAUAGGAAUGGCUGUCUAACGCCUGAGAAAAAGUCACGUAGCAGACCACCUUCAUAUGCUGGUGGUGGAGGCACAGGUUCUGGUGAUUCACCGGUGACAUUACGUAGUCGUAGCAGUACUUGUGAUAGUCUACAAAGUGGUUCCUCGCCAAGUUCCUCUACCAACAGACAACAAAUGCCACCGCCUCCUCCACCACAAACGAGAAAACCUGUUGCUGUACCCACACCGAUGACACCAGAUAUUUCAAUAAAUAUCCAUGGAUCAUUGAAGAAACGUGUUGCACCGCCUCCCCCACCAUCAGGAAGCUCAAGUGGCAUUCCAUCUUCUCAUUAUGGUACACUACCUUCGUCAGCGUCAUUAGCAACAUCCACACAUAGCCGGACGACGAGUGAGCCAAUCUUAGCUGGACACACCUUACACACACUAUCGCAUACUUUAAACACACUUAACAAUCAACACCAUAAAAGAUCACCCAGUGGAGACUCUUCUACAGGGCAUGGAAUGGACAAGACCAAUAGUUCCACGCUACAAAGACCACGUAAUCCACCACCACCUGCACCGUCCAGUGUUAGCACUUCCAGAUUGAGUAAUGGUCGUAGUAGCGAGUCUCUAAGUUCCAUGUGUUCGGAUCAUGGCCUUGGCAAUCCUGUUCCUCCUCCACGAAAGCGAAGGGACCGAUCCAGGCUAGAGAGCUACGCCGAGGAGCCUUCAUCUUUGCUCUCAAAUCUAAAUCUGCCAACGUCAUCGACCUUGAACGGUUUUCGACGAUGUCGAGCGCUAUACGAUUGUGAGGCUGAUAACGAGGACGAGUUAUCAUUCCGUGAGGGUGAGGUUAUAAUCGUAACGAACGAACAAACCGACGACGACAAUUGGAUGGAAGGUGCAUUGGAAAGAGCACCUGAAAGGAGAGGGAUGUUCCCGAUAAGCUUCGUUCAUAUGCUGCAAGAUUAACAUUCGGUAAGCCUAAACUCGUUGGCAAGUGUCUCGAGUACGGCAAGUUCGGUAAGCAUCGCCAGCCUUGGAAGAAGAAAUUGGCUGAGAAAGCAGAAGGAUUAGAAGGAGACGAAGGGGAUCGACGUUGGAGAACGUGAAAUUCUUAAUUUAUUAAAAAUAUUUUUUUGUUUUAUUUUAUUUUAUCUUUUCUAAUUUUUUUUUUUUUUUUUUUUUUUUUUUUUUUUUUUUUUUUUUUUUUUGAAGGUUAACGUGCAAAGAAAAACAAGUUAAAUAAUCUUAAGUUGGCUCUUAGAGAGACCAUGUUUAGUUUUUUUAAUUCCUUUGAAGUUGAACGGGAAUUGUUCCUUAUUUUUUUUUUGUUUUGUUUUUACCUCUUUUCUUUUUUUUUCUUUAUUUUCGUUUCGUUUCGUUUCGCUUCAUUUCGUUUCAUUUCGUUUCGUGCAAAAUUAUGAGUGUUAACCAUUCAAUGUUUCGAAUGACAAUCACGAAUCAGCUUUUUUUUUUAUUAAAAACGAGAGAAAAAGAAAGAAACAAAAAAGAAGACAAAAGGAAAUGAAAAGAGAAAAUGAAAGUGUUUUGAAAAAUGUUGAAUUGUUUCAUCUUUUAAAUAUCGAAGGAAUUAUAUUUAAUAAAGGGAUGUGCGAAUGGGUCGUGAUUACUCGAAACAAUUUUAAUUGACUGAAUAUUGAUCGAGUAUUCGAACGGUAAAGAUGUUCGAUUAAAAAAAAAAGAAAAAUGAAAAAAAGAAAAAUAAGAGAGAAAGAGAGAGAGAGAGAGAGAGAGAGAGAGAGAGAGCGAGAGAAAGAGAGAGAAGAAAGUAAAAGAAGAAAAGAAAAGAAAUCAAAAAUCGAAGUAACCUAUCGGGGUAUUUAAUACACGAGAAAGAUAUUUCGAUGUGCUUAAUAAACGAAUCCGCUGAAAACGGAUAGUUGCUUGGUUCUAAGCCGUUACCAAAAUGUGAUAUCGUAUAUUUCAUUGUAAAUCGUUAGAGUACACACAUAUACACGCGGACACAUACACAUACGAACACAUACACACACACACACACUCGCGCACGCACCUACAUACAUAACAUUAUAAAAGCGAAUACGUAUAUGAACAUAUUAUAUUCAUUUAAUUAUCAUGAAGAGUGAAGGGGAGAUUACGAUAGUUCAGUCAAACUUAAAUGAUCGUGAGAUAAGAAAAAAAAACAAAAUGGCGAACAAAAUAACGCAGAAAGAAAAAAAAUCUAACUAUUUCGAUCUUUUUCGUAUGAACAAAAAUCAUAUUUAUGACGUAUGUACCGUUGUCCAUCGUGACGUCACGAAGAAAACCGAAUCUGCACGAACGACGUGUGCGCGUAAAUAUGAAAGUUAAGUUAUCAUUGUCGUCGUGACGUCACGAAGAAAAUUGAAUUUGGACGAAUGAGCUGUACAAAUAAGAAAAAAAAGUGAGGUUACCGUCAUCUUCGUGACGUAACGAAGCAAAUAGAAUUUACACGAACGAUGUGUGUAAAGAAAUUAAGCGAGGUUAUUGUUAUUGUCGUGAUGUCACGAAGAAAACCGAAUAUGCAUAAACAAUGUAUGUAAAAAGUGGGGUUAUAUUUCUCGAUGUUACGUAUAUACUAUACCAACAAUAACAUUAACAACAAUAACAGUGUAUGUAUUCUGGCAUACACACAUACACACACACACAUACACAUACGUACAGGUAUGCAUAUAUAGAAAGAUAGUUGUCCCAUACUGCCAAUGAAAACAAAAAAAAAAGAAAGAAAAAGGAAGAAGAUACAUUAAAUGCCAUAAAUGUGCUCCUGUGAAAUGGCACAAAAGGGGUAAAGAAAAUGAAAGGGUAACGGAUCAUUACUGAAAUUCUACAGAUGUAUAUAUAUAUAUAUAUAUAUAUAUAUAUAUAUAUAUAUAUAUAUACACGUAUAUAUAUAUAUAUGCGUGCGUAUGUAGGUACACACGUAAGUAUAUAUAAAAAAAAAUGAAAAUAAUAGGUCUACUAUUAUAAAAACUCCAUCCUGUUUAAGUAUAAAAUCGAUAAAUUAAAAUAUUGCAUGGAUAUUACGAGUAUUGUAUUAAUAUAUAUUAUAUAUAUAUAUACACGCACACACACACACACAUACACGCACAUACAACAUAACAUAUACACAUAUACAAUCGACUUAAAGAUGACGUGUUACGAGUACGUGUAAAUUUUUUUAAUGCCAUAUUAUGUGCUAGUAAAAAAAGAGCUCUGAAGAAUGGUAUGUGUGUGAGUGUGUAUAUAUGUAUACACAUACAUACACAUACAUAUAGAAAUAUAUAUAGAGAGAGAAAAAUAUAUUGGUUAGAAAUCUUACGAGAUAAUAUUAACAAAUUCUUUGACAUCGAUUUUCACGAGAUUAACUUUGGAAAAUCGAAGACGAAGAAUUCAAAAUCGAUUUUCUCGUUUUAGCUUAUUUUAAGGUUACGUCGUACGGCGUAGGAAGGAUGACGACGUAUGUUGAAAAUUCGAAUUUAUAGUAUUCUAUAUACAUGUGAAUAAAUACAUAACCAAAGAGAAACCAUGGAAAAAAGUUUAAAAACGGUGUGAGAAUCUUGUAAGAAAAAAAAAAAA